This is a messenger RNA of Nothobranchius furzeri (turquoise killifish), 2575 nucleotides long. It is a transcript of the gene slc44a1a, whose product is annotated as solute carrier family 44 member 1a. Gene Ontology annotation, biological process: transmembrane transport. The record is from RefSeq and is a predicted model, not a curated record. Gene Ontology annotation, molecular function: transmembrane transporter activity. NCBI's taxonomy places the organism in Eukaryota, Metazoa, Chordata, Actinopteri, Cyprinodontiformes, Nothobranchiidae.
GUCGAUGUGGGCGGGGCUUGUUUAGGUGUAACUUCUCUUCCGCGUUUACCUAAACUCUAAAGAAAAAGGCGGUAAUAAAAGACACAAACGCGACGUAAACAUCUGUAUUUCUGUCCGCGCACGAUGCCGAGGGGUGGCUAGAGGGAGAAAACAAAACAAACACAAAAAACUGAAAGCACAAAACUUCUGACGAAGAAGACAUUUAAAGUUGUGUUUCCAGAAGUUUGUUCCGAUGGGGUGUUGUGGCAGCUCGGAGGGUAAACGUGAGUGGAAACCUCUGGAGGACCGCAGGUGCACGGAUAUAUUAUGGCUCAUUAUAUUCAGCCUGUUCUGCAUCGGGAUGUGGUGUAUAUGUGGUUUUGCCAUCGCCACAGGAGGUGCUUCCCGGCUCAUCUAUGGGUAUGACAGCUACGGCAACACAUGUGGACGGAACAACACCAAGAUCGAAGGAGUACCUCUCAGUGGUGCAGACAUGACAGAAAAAAAGUAUGUUUUCUUUCUAGACCCCUGCAACCUUGACUUAAUCAACAGGAAGAUCAAAUCCAUCGCCUUGUGUGUCUCUCAGUGUCCAGCUGCUGAGCUGAAGACGUAUUACGAUGUGAAAGAUUUUGCUCUUAACAAUGGCUCUAACCUCUGCUCCUAUGAAAUUACUCCCACAAGAUAUCCAACCAGUCCUGAUCGACUCACUAAAUGUCCAAAACUCCCUGUUCUACCAAGUAAGGCCAUCCCAGUGUUCCACCGCUGUAUUCCUGCAGACCUUGGCUGCUAUGUCGAAUUUGCUCAAGCCUUCAUCACAUUUGUUAGUGACAACACUGCGCUGAGGCGAGUCGUUGCUGGAGUGGUGACCAGCAAGGAAAUCAUCAUGGGUCUCUGUCUCCUGGCUUUAGUUUUGUCCUUGAUCAUGAUGGUUGUUAUUCGCUACAUCUCCACAAUACUGGUAUGGAUUCUCACCAUCCUUGUAAUCAUCGGCUCCAUAGGUGGGACGGGUGUCCUCUGGUGGCUCUACGCCGACCACAGGAACGCUCUCAACAGUAACACCACAUCCGUGUUUGGGAAAGAGGUGGCUUCUGACAAUGUCAAGGCGUUGCUGGUGUAUUCGAUUGGUGCAACCAUUUUCACGGUGAUCCUCCUGCUGGUGAUGUUUUUCAUGAGAAAGCGUGUGGCUCUUACCAUCUCCCUGUUCCACGUGGCGGGUAAAGUGUUUAUCCACCUGCCCUUCCUGGUCCUGCAGCCUUUCUGGACUUUCCUGUGCCUCAUGCUCUUCUGGGUUUACUGGAUAGCUGUGCUGCUCUUCCUGGGGACCUCAGGGACACCGGUUUCAAACUCCACCAACAUGGUUCAUUAUGAAAUGCAGGGCCCUCUUCAGUACAUGGUCUGGUAUCACGCCGUCGGCCUCAUCUGGAUCAGUGAGUUCAUUCUCGCCUUCCAGCAGAUGACCAUUGCUGGAGCCGUGGUCACUUAUUACUUCACAAGAAACAAGUCCCAGCUGCCCGUAACUCCAAUCAUCUCUGCUAUGAUCCGUACCGUCCGCUACCACCUGGGCACCAUCGCAAAGGGGUCCUUCAUCAUCACGCUUGUUAAGAUCCCUCGUCUCAUCCUAACAUACAUCCACACCCAGCUGAAGGGAAAAGAAAACGCCUGCGCUCGCUGCAUGCUGAAAGCCUGCGUCUGCUGCUUGUGGUGUCUUGAGAAGUGUCUAGCCUACUUGAACCAGAACGCUUAUACCGCGACGGCCAUCAACGGCACCAAUUUCUGCUCCUCAGCAGCCGAUGCGUUUGUGAUCCUGGUGGAGAACGCGCUCCGAGUAGCAGCCAUCAACACAGUGGGCGACUUUGUCCUCUUCCUGGGAAAGAUUCUUAUCGUGUCCUGCACCGCUUUCGCCGGCAUCCUGGCUCUGAAUUACCAGAGGGAGUACACCGUGUGGGUGCUGCCUCUCAUCAUCGUCUGUUUGUUUGCCUUCCUCGUGGCUCACUGCUUCCUGUCAGUGUUCGAGAACGUGGUCGAUGUCCUCUUUCUCUGCUUCGCGGUGGACACGAAGUAUAACGAUGGCAGCCCUGGACACGAGUACUACAUGGACAAGGCCUUGAUGGAGUUUGUUGAGAACAGUAAAAAAAUGGGUCAAUACAAGCCAGCUGACGGAGAUGGAAAAGAAAUGAAGCCCAUGACACGUGGGACUUUGGCUUGAUCAGGAAUCCAACAGACUGACAGAAAUAAUUAGGACAAUAUUCAGAGGAUUUAAUAACUGAAAGUACUUUCAACACAAAGUUGUUUUCAGGUUUGUUUUAAGUUUUAAAUAUAAAAAGUUGUAACUAAUGGAGAAUGUGAGAAUCUGUCUCGCAUUGGUUUGUUUAAACUAAUUCUAGAGUGUGUUUUUUUUUUCCUUUUAUGUACUUUAUAAAUCAUGUAUGCCUUUUUAACAUGAUUAUGUUGUUAUAUAUUUGAAGUUUGGUUUCUGAGGGUUUGGUGAAUAUUUUAAAAUCUCGUGUUUUAAUGGUUUUUGCUCAUGUUUGUUUUUCACAAAAACGUGUUUGACUUUAGAAUGAAUAAAGUUUUAAUAGAUAUUUGAAAAAAAAAA